This is a messenger RNA of Pocillopora meandrina, 6001 nucleotides long. Lineage: Eukaryota; Metazoa; Cnidaria; Anthozoa; Scleractinia; Pocilloporidae. The record is from the annotation of a GenBank genome assembly.
GUGCAGAUUCGCAGUUGCGUUGCUCCUCUAAUUUUCAUCAACACUAGCUUCCCGUCUCAAUUUUUGGCGUUUUUACGGUUGUGUAUGGCAUCCCAGAAACGCGUACACACUACAGCAGCCUCAAGACUGCGGCAAGAUUAUCUACGUAUCCUGAAAGAUCCUGUACCUUACAUCACAGCGCUGCCAUUGUCAUCAAAUAUCUUGGAAUGGUACGUGACGUUUCAUCAUUUUUAUCAUUUAUCAAUACAAUUAUUUAUUUCCUAUGUAUUGAUUUCUCUCAUAUCGUGGUCCUUUGGUCUAUUUUGAUAGGCAUUAUGUGGUCAGAGGGCCAGAAAAUACACCGUACGCAGGUAACUCGUCUUUGUCGGUUUUUAUGUGCGUAAAUUUUCAAGAUCAGUUGUAGAUAGAAGUCCGUGUUCGAUUAAUAUAAGUCAUGUAGGUUGUCAUCUGUAGAUGUUUUAAGAUCAGUCUUUCCUUUGCUUCAAAACGUAACUUGUGUAAUCAUAGACACCUGAUAUUUUUUCCUUUUACGUUGUGAAGUGAAAUGUAAGCUUACUCAGUGUCUUUGAUAACAAUCAUACGUAUCUGUGCAUCAUCAUUUCUGAGUUACGAUUUAUGAGUAAUGUGCUUCUUACAGUGGUAUAGUGGAACUUGUUGGAAUACAACUUUCUUGGCUAAUUUUAAACUAUAUGCCACAGAACCUUCUAUAACAAUUGUUCUAUCAGGCAUGCAGCAAUGAGUUGGUUAUUUAACAAAUCAACCGUAGUUUAACAUGGUCUGCACUCUUAUCAACAAUGAGUUAAUACAGUGGACUCACUGUUGUGGACUUGCUUUUGUGGACUUGGGUGGACUCACUCAGCUACGCCUCGUGACUCCACAACAAAUUUUGACCAUGCUGAAAAGCAAUUUGUUUUUACCACAAUAUCAACAUUAAGUAAAACAAUUCUUUCAGUGUGUGACCAUUGCAUGACAUGUUGACAGAAGCAAUGUUGUCUGCGCUCUUUUUGACACUGGCAAAUUGGCCAAUCAGACUGCGACAUUACUGUCAAUUGUGGUAAAAAUGUAAUCUCAUGUUCAGCUAGCCUGAGUAUGAUAGUUGUUUAAGGAAAAUCUCACACAAAUUCCACACCAGUGAACCCAUACACUUUGUGUAGGUAAUCACAUGAUUUCGAGUGCAAUUAUAAAUAAAUAAGCACGAGCAAAUUUUUUUAAAGACUAACAAAAUUGCAUGAACCCAUAGGGCGAGUGCAAUUUGUGGUCUUUGAAAAAUUAUCAAGUGCUCAUUAUUCCAAAUUGCAUGAGAAAAAUUAUGUGAUUAGGUGUUAAUAAUAAACAUGAAAAAAUACAAGAUAGCUUAUCAUAAUUAAGCAUAAGCAAAGCAUGUGCAUCAAGUGCAAAAAUAAUUUAUUCAAACCAUGUGUUCGGUCAAAACAACUGUGUAUGAUCAAAACAAUAAUAUACAAUGAUAUCUUCCCAUCUUUAAGGCGCAAAAAAGUUCAAAGUCAGGCUAAACAGUUUAAGGAAUUGUUCAGUCUGUGUCCAAAUCACUUUCAAUUAAAUGGAAUCGUCAUUUCCGCAGUUUAACCCUGUUUGUUUUUAAUUUGGGCAUUGGAUCGCUGGAGCAAAGUGUUAAGCUGGGUUGGUGCAUAAUUUUCUAUUUCCCUGGCAAUUCCCUUCUCUAAACACCACUUUUUCCAAACCGACAACCAAAAAGCAGUGAUUUUUUACAGUGCUUUUGUUGUUUGAGCUGUUUUCAGCCAUGGUGGCGAAAGAAAACCUACCUAAAACACUGGCCAUUGUUUCGCUCACAAAUUUUCAAAUUUUCAAAUUUUGUUGCGACAUCCAAGGCUUGCAUUUAAUUGGCUGUCUAUGAGUUUCUUUGAUUACUGACCAAUCAGAAUGUCUGAUUUGUUACUUUCUUUACACUUAAUUAACCCUCUUCUGCACUGAAUUACAUGAAAACUGCAUUUAUCUUGACCAAUCAGAACUGAGUAAUUUUUUCAUGAUGUUAUUAGCAUUUAUAUUCUCUCUUUGUGAAUAAAUGAGUGCACAAAGUGAUUCCAACCCUUAACAUGGCGUAAUUCAACAUAUAAGGUACACUGUAUGGUGUGAUUAUUUUUAUUUUGGUUAUUUAGGUGGUUACUAUCAUGGCAAGCUAGUUUUUCCAAAAGAUUUCCCUUUUAAACCACCAAGGAUAUUUAUGAUCACACCAAAUGGACGAUUCAAAGUGAACACAAGGUGAGCUGGGUUUUUCUUGAUUCCUUUUUUUUUUUUUCUUUUGAAAAAAGGUACUAAUAUCUGAAGCAGAACAAUUCAAUUUCUUGAUUUGUUUGGCCAAGAAAGAUGUUUUUUUAAGAUGUGCAUGAAGUGUAAUAUCAGCAGAAACUAGUCUUAAGUUUUCGAGGUCAUUACUCAGAUUGCUCAUGAAAAUUUGCAAUAAAUAUGACCUACACAUACUUGUAGUAACAGUUUCUUUUGAGGUUAAACACAGGCAUGUUAUCUAAUUUUUUCCUACAGUUUUAUUGAAAUGUUCUUGAAUGUGAAACAUAACUUGGCUGGAUUUCAAAAAUUGUUUUUACAUGUACAUUACACUGGACAUUUACAUUUGAUCUCUGUUUUUCAUUAUGACAAUGGCUUGUUCCAAGUACCUGUAAUUUUUUCCUCAAAUUUUCAGAUUAUGUUUGUCAAUAAGUGACUUUCACCCUGACACAUGGAAUCCAGCUUGGUCAGUCUCAACCAUUCUGACUGGCUUACUAAGUUUCAUGGUAUGUUUCCAAUUUGAUGUGCAUGCUACUGUCUUGGAGUAGCAAUUGCAUUAUUAUAGAGAUUUUCAGUGUUAUUCCUAUAGAUUUAGUAGUUCACCACAUGAAUGCCUUUUGGAAAUGGCGCUAGAUGUUCAACCCUGUCUAUCUUUCUGUCUGAUGAGGAGUUAUCUUCAGUCGAAUAUUUUAAGUCCACUUUGUGUAAACUGACUGGUCAGUUUAACUGUGAUGUUAUCAGCUAAACCUGAUAUUAAAAGUGUUAUUUAUAAUCAGGCCUGGAAAACAAUACAGUUUCAAAUGUCCUGUGAGGUUUUGAUGACUUACUUAAUUAUACAGUUUUUGGUUUCUUAGGUGGAAACAUCGCCAACCCUCGGCAGCAUAGAGACAUCGGAAUUCCAGGUAUUUAAAGGAUAUGGGGAAAAUGAAAAUUGGUGGGGGGGGUAGUUUAGUUGCUAUGUGUUUAUCUCAGUAAUUUCUUAAAUACUGUACAACCAGGAAAUAACAGUAUCCACUGUACUGUAUGUGCCUAUUGAAAACUUGUGCACAAUCUACACUGUACAAUGUACACAUGUCAAUUUUAACUUCAAUUUCAGAAAAGGCAGCUUGCUUUAAGAAGUGGACCAUUUAACUUACAAGACAAAAUAUUUUGUGAACUUUUCCCCGAUAUGGUAGAGGUGAGUGCAAUAAAAUGACUCAUUCAUUUUACAUUGAACCACUGCCAAGUUUCUCAGAAAGAAGUAGGUAAACAACUGUAAGUUGAUAAAGAUAGAUAAACCACCCCAACAAAUUUUGAAAAGCUGACAUUUUUAGCUCUAGCUUCAAUUUUCUCAGACAACAGGCCAACUCUUUGGUUUCCCAAAUUUGCCAAAGCUCUUCAAUAUUAGCAUUGCAGAAGGUGCAUUCUCUGCCUAAGGGAGGAUUUGAGAUGAGUUAGGGAGAUGUGCACCAGGGGUCUGGCACCAAUUAUGAGUUUAAUUAUCAGUGCUAGACCCCCCUUGCAGACCUCUCAUGGGCUUGCAUUACUCAAAGCUUCAUACUUUCCAGCUGGCAAAGGAACACCAAUACAUCAUGAAGGCUAGCAUGCAGGCUAUUGUUAACCCAUCUUUAUCAACUUAUAGUUGAUAUCUCUAUGAUUUUUUCUCUUACCAUUAUGUCCAGCACAAACAGAUUCCUUAACCCUUCACACCCUAACAUCAGUAAAGGUAUUCUCCUUACUGUUCCCCAUACUUUCCCUAAGGUGCUGACAAGGAGAAUUUGUGUAACAAUCAACAGUUUCUUUUGCUGCUGAUAAUUUUCUUUAUUCCCAUAACCUUACUGCAUGAUUCAGGAGUGAUAUUGUAAGGAGAAAUUAGAUGCUAGUCACUCUUGAGGGUUAAAGGGUUAAAAACUAAUAACCUCAUAUAUUUACAAAAUUUUCGGCUGGUUGCUUUCAAGCAGGCCUAAGUAGGUGCUGCAUCAUGAGCAAGAAAACUGUGAGAAGAAACAACCCUGAAUUUCUGUUCAUUUAGAGUUAUCUGCAAUAAAAAAAAUUUAUGAGGAGCUUUUCCCCAAUAUGCGAUUACCUGUUGUUUGUUUUCUAUCUGAUGUUCUUGUCCAACUUCACAGGAAAUCCAAGAAAAAAUGAGAGAAAGAGGAGAGAUGAGGGAGGGACAUGAAACUGCAUCACAGAACAAUAGUAACAAAGAGGGAGAGGUGACUGGGGCUACACGGGAAGGACAAAAUGGCCUCAUCAGUAGUACCCUGGUGAACAUUUGUGUUAUCAUUGGCUUUGCUGCCUUUGCGUAUACAGUCAAAUGUGUCAUAAAGGCUGUUGACAAUAGCUAGAAUAUGCAAGAAAUCAGAAAUUAAUCUCGCAAGGUUUGGCCAAUUUCCAGUAUUAUGAUGCCUUUCAAAUAAUAUUAGUCUCUAGAAAAGGAUUAGGCUCGAAGUGUUUUUCCCCUCAUCUAAUAAGUUCUCAAACAAGCUGUAAAGAAAUGGUUCUGCUGAAAAUCACUCCAAUAAUAGAUGUGCUGUAUCUUUGUAAGAAGCAGUAGGAGUUUUAUAGGUAUUCGGCUAUCCUUUAGAAAUCUAAAAGCAGAAAUCUCUAGUAUCACGUCUUUAACCCUUUAACUUCCAGAAGUGAUUAACGUAAAUCUUCUACCUACAAUAUCCAUACAUUAUUCAGCAAACAGGUAAUGAGAAUAUUGAAACUCAUCAGGUAGAAGCGGCUAUCUUGAUCUAGCAUCAAGUUCUCAUAACUAAUUUACAAAGAAAUUUGUAGCAGCUAGAGGGGAGAAUUAACAAUUAGAUCUUGAGAGUUAAAGGGUUGAAGAAGGACUCUGGGAAGUGAUUGAAGAAAACUGACAGGCUUGAAUUUUUUAGCUUUAAUUUUAUUACUAAUGUCUCUGUAGUUAAUCUUCUCAUCACAUGUAAUCUUUGCUUGUAUUGAGUUUGAUCAAAUUUUUGUAGUAAUCUGUUAAAAUAAUUAUUUCAAAUUAUUUUCAAAUUAAUCAAGGAUGUCAUUGAAAGAUAAAGAAUCUCUAGAAAAAUUGUUAUAGGUAUAUUUUUGGUCGAGUGUCUGUUGAUUCGCCAGUUUUGCUUUGUAUCUGAAGUAUGGUUUAAGUUCUCUUGAAACUGUUUCACAGCUUAAGUCUGAAAAGAUCAGGGAGGGGCCUCCUUUCAAAGCUGUGUUUCUUUUUAAAAAUUAUUCAAGGUAUUAAAAAAAAAAAACUGAUUAACCUUCGUGUCAUCACCAGUAUGAUAACUAGCGAAGUGUGUUCUUUUGCUGAUAGUGUUGUUGCUUACACGUUAACCGUCAGAUUAUGAGGAAGAAAUAAACUUUUCCUAGCCAAUCUUGGGAAAUUAUCGAUUGUUAAUGAUUUUUUCCUUUAAGAAACGUGUUGCACUUGUACAGUUUUCAAAUUAUUUUGUUAUUAUGUUUGACAAGACGUAACUCGGCCAUUUAACAUUUUACUGGAAAAGAAAUUUCGGAGAGAGAAGGCUAAUUUCUGGGAAUAGGAAAUUGUAACCAAAGUUUAUUGUUAUUUGCGGACGUUUAACGUCUGAGUGUCACCCAAAAUCUUACUUUAUCGCAGCAAUUGUUAGCUCAUGUCAUGUAGGUUGUAACGCACUUCGUCACCAAGCGUCGCUCUGUUAUGCGGCAGGUGUGGCGUGACGUAAGGUUUGGGUUUUGGUCGUGAGAACUUACUCGGCUUUCCAACCUCACCUGCCAAUAAGAGAAUAGAUUUUUGUUCACGAAA